AUGGAGAUUGCAGGACGCUGCGGACGGAUCAAAUGCAUCUUCACCGACGAACCGGAAGGUCUCCGCCACAAGUUCACGACCAAGUGUGAUGGCGAAUGGGUGGAUGUUCGCGGAGCCCCGGGUCGACAAGAGUGGAUUGGCAGAGAUGCAGACGAGACGUCCUGCUGGGCUUGCAACACGCUACCUGUUGACACGGUGUCACGACGCAGAAAGGUGGGAGCUUUUGUGAAUCAUCACGAGGAGGGGCUUGGACAAGUGAUUGGCCCUGCAGAGAACCAGAUGAGGGUGAUGUAUCUGUAA
Symbiodinium sp. CCMP2456 is the source of this 300-nucleotide messenger RNA. The record is from the annotation of a GenBank genome assembly. NCBI's taxonomy places the organism in Eukaryota, Dinophyceae, Suessiales, Symbiodiniaceae.